Messenger RNA from Cydia amplana, 384 nucleotides. RefSeq lists its product as uncharacterized. The record is from RefSeq and is a predicted model, not a curated record. The transcript has 3 exons. The coding region runs from base 1 to 366 and encodes 121 amino acids. NCBI's taxonomy places the organism in Eukaryota, Metazoa, Arthropoda, Insecta, Lepidoptera, Tortricidae.
AUGUUUGUGCCUGUGUGUUUGUUGUUGCUCGGAGUCGGCGUGACGCCGACGCCGACGUCGGAUUAUUACCAUGCGCAGUGUGGCCACGGUUACUGUCAGACGGAGGCCAAAGGUAUCAUUACCAAAAGUUCGCUGCGAUUGCCAGAGGUCGAGAUCCCGCCAGAAGUUGCGGAGUUCCAAUUCCUCAUACCGGAUAAAUGCGAAGAAUGGGGUCGCGACCUAGCCGGAUGUGUUGUCCACGUGUGCGAUUCAGAUGCAACGCCGACUCUGACUGUCAGUGAGAACGGCGUCGGCGUCGCCAAAGUGCUCCGUUCCGGGACGCUGGCCAACCCUGCUUAUGUAUACUUGACUCAAUACUGCAUCUGAUAAAAAAAAACACUAGUA